CAAAAAGCACUGGACCCUGUGCUAUACCUGAAUGUAAUAAUAAAAAUGCUUCUAGGUUUAGAAAAAUGACUGACCUUGCAAUUGAAAAAAUAAAAAACAAGCAUCCAGAAGGUGAUUAUGAUUUCAUAAAAAAAGACAGCGAACUUUGCCAUGAACAUUAUAUGAAAAUUGUUGAAUCAGAUGCAUAUGAAAAAUACAAAAAUAAAUCAUCUCAAGCAAAAAUUGUUAAUUUGUCUGGUGGAUUUGGAUAUUCAAAAGAUGAAUUAGAUUGGUCUAGAAUCAAAAUCAAUGCAGUUGAUGAUAAUGUCAUUUGUCUAAAGAUGUUUUUAGAAACAUAG
Molecule: messenger RNA, 338 nt
Organism: Entrophospora candida
Lineage: Eukaryota; Fungi; Glomeromycota; Glomeromycetes; Entrophosporales; Entrophosporaceae
Source: the annotation of a GenBank genome assembly